UUUAAUAGUUUAAACAAUCAGCUUUAAACACCAGCAAUUAGAAUUGUGUAUUGGAUCAGAGAAGCAACAUCCAUCAUUAUUAGGCAACGUCUUGUUAAGAGAAACAAGUCUAAAGAUGAGGCUCCUAAAGUUGACUCUGGCUAGAAUUGUUAUCUGUGCCACUCUGGGUCUUUUCUUGAUUACUUAUGUGGCGAAGUGGAGGAUAUCAAACAACGACAAGACCGACAAAAUCGAUGCACUGGAGAAAGAACAUGACAAGGAACAAGCUGUUGAAAAACUCUAUGACAUGUUGAUGGCCUUUCAAGAAAAGCAAAACCAAAUGCAGAAGAUGAUAGAGAAGUUGCAUGAAAACAGAGAUGAAAAGAAAACUGAGAUGAAAAAAGGAGAUGACCAUUCCCUACUUUUUCCAGACUCUUUUCUGUUUAAAUCCUGGGGUAGAAAUCUUUCCCAUGAUGAGCAGCGUGAGGCGCAGAAUUCCUAUAAACGUUAUGGAUACAAUGCCUACCUGAGCGACCGGCUCCCAAUUAACCGACCUCUACCAGACACCCGCGAUCCCAGUUGUGCUAAGAAGGUGUAUCCGAAGGAGCUCCCAUCACUUAGCGUUAUUCUGAUCUUCCUGAACGAGGCUCUGUCGAUCUUAAAGAGAGCCAUUCACAGCAUCAUUCACAGAACACCUGCUCACCUGCUCAAGGAGAUUAUACUGGUGGAUGAUCACAGCACGAACGAGGACCUGAAAGAGAGUCUGGAUUUCUACGUUGCCACCACACAGAAGCAGCAUCCUCAGCUGAAAAUCGUCCGAGUGAGACAUGAUCGACAAAAGGGCCUCGCCCAAGCUCGCGUCUCUGGUUGGCGCGCCGCUACUGGUGAUGUUGUGGCCAUUUUGGAUGCACAUAUAGAGGUCCAUGUGAUGUGGGCAGAGCCAAUGCUGGCACGGAUCAAGGCAGACAGAACAGUCGUCGUCUCUCCUGUGUUUGACCGAGUCAAUUAUUACAACCUAGAAGUGGUUCGAUACGGACCUGCUGCUCAUGCCUUUGACUGGGCGCUGUGGUGUAUGUACGAGGGUUUCAAUAAUGAGUGGUACAAACUGAAUGAUCCUUCAAGUCCUGGAAAGUCUCCGUCUGUUAUGGGAAUCCUGGUUGCCGACAGAGCUUUUCUAGGUGAGAUUGGCAGCCUGGACGGAGACAUGGAGGUUUACGGUGGAGAAAACGUAGAGCUUGGUAUCCGGGUAUGGACGUGUGGUGGGAGCAUCGAGAUAGUGCCGUGCUCCAAGAUCGCUCACAUAGAGAGAGCCCACAAGCCGUACAUGCCUGACCUGAGCAUAGCCAUGAAGAGGAACGCACUGCGGGUGGCUGACAUCUGGAUGGAUGAGUACAAGCAUCAUGUUAACAUAGCCUGGAACCUUCCCCUUAAAGGUCAUGGCAUUGAUAUUGGAGACACGUCAGAAAGAAAGAAACUCAGAGAGAAACUAGGGUGUAAACCUUUCAGGUGGUACGUGGAGAACGUUUAUCCCAAACUAGACAGCUGGACCAACUUGCUGGGUUAUGGAGGGAUGACAAAUUUAGAUGCACAGCUCUGCAUGGAUCAGGGUCCUGUCUCAGGUCCUGUAGCCUAUGGAUGUCACUAUUACGGUCCUCAGCAUACAUUUUACCGAGAAAGCGGUGAGUUGUACGUUGGUGGGAUCAAAUCUCAUACAUACAAUGACAACAGGUGUCUGGCAGAUUCUGGCACAGGAGAAGUUCCUGGUUUGUAUGCGUGCAAAGAAGCCUUGAAGAACAAUAUGGGCAUUUACUGGGACUUUAAACAGGAUGGUGAACUGCGCAACCGAAAGACAGACAGAUGUGCGGAAAUACACCAUCACACACUUGUUAUGAAGAAGUGCUCUGGACAGCGAUGGAAGAUUCAACAUGUUAUCAAACCCUUCUAAAAGACUUGCAUUUAUUUUUUGUUUCAGUGUGACAGUCAAACACCAACACACACCUGGAGUGUUUUAUAUUGGUAAUUUACCAGCAAUUAGCAAGUAAUAACAAAUUACAAUUUAUAAUUUAUUAAUGAGCUAAAUGACAAAAUUGUAGGUAGUCCACACAUGAGGCUAGUUCUUCUUAAAGUUAGUAAGAUUAGCAGAAAAAAGUCUAUAAUUUCUUAAAUAACACAGGAGUUAAAGCUCUAUACCACUGAUUGUCACUGACACUGCUGAUGCUGGAGACUCCUUUCAUAAUUUUAAGAAACGUCCCAUUAGAGAAAACAUCCACACAUCCACAAUUAUGCUUUUUUUUCUAUUGAGUAACAGUAUAUUUUCAAAUCCACUUUUAUAGACAUUACGUGCAGUGUACGUGCAGUGCUCCUUUAUAGAAUUUGCGUGUCAGUGUUGCUUUCAUGGAAAAUUAAUCCACAAUUUCUGAUUUAUUGGAUGCAAGAAAUCGAUUAAAUGUGAAUGUUGUUCGACAAUAAUAACGAACAAAUUGUAAUUUAU
Messenger RNA from Clarias gariepinus (North African catfish), 2470 nucleotides. RefSeq names its product probable polypeptide N-acetylgalactosaminyltransferase 8. Gene Ontology annotation, cellular component: Golgi apparatus. Lineage: Eukaryota; Metazoa; Chordata; Actinopteri; Siluriformes; Clariidae. The coding region runs from base 116 to 1924 and encodes 602 amino acids. The record is from RefSeq and is a predicted model, not a curated record. The transcript is spliced from 11 exons.